Radiomyces spectabilis is the source of this 2721-nucleotide messenger RNA. RefSeq names its product protein-domain-containing protein. Gene Ontology annotation, cellular component: cytoplasm. The record is from RefSeq and is a predicted model, not a curated record. The transcript has 15 exons. NCBI's taxonomy places the organism in Eukaryota, Fungi, Mucoromycota, Mucoromycetes, Mucorales, Radiomycetaceae. The coding region runs from base 1 to 2721 and encodes 906 amino acids.
AUGGAUCCUCACGGCAAUUCGGGUUUGGAAUUAUUCGACUUUGAUGUUCUCGAUCAAGAAGAUGAGCUUGAAGUGGAAUUAGCUCGCUAUUACGCGCAAUUCAAAGCAGCAGCCAAAGACAAGACGGAUAUUGAACUCCACAGUUACCUUCAAGAUAAGGUAUCGCAAAGCAAAAGAGAUUACAACGAGACUGUAUCGGCUUUACUAUAUGGUGCCUUGACGGAACCUCCACUGGCACGCAAGCAUUUUCAAUGCCUCAGCUUUGUGAACCGAGAUAAUUUUGCUACAAUCAUACAGAAAUUGCAUAUUUUAUCCAUCUCAUUACGGUUUUCGAGCCUAAAACUCCGUACCAAGGAACAGAUGUUUUGGAUCAUGAACGAGCUGACGAGUCUUGACGUUCCCAACAUCGAUACCUUGUACCUGUGUCUCUUUCGUCAGAUCAAAUGCGGCGAUACUGGUCAGCACAAUAUUCUCUUAGUUGAACACAUUCUCAAGUUACUGGAUACCCAUCGACGAUGGCUAUUCAUGUUGCCCCGUGUGGUUGCUACCGCUGCUUACACAUUCUUAAGACUCAUCAGUGAUCAUCGAGGGCAGCAGUGGGCGGCUUUGCAACAGAAAGAGAUUCGGUUCGUUGUAGGUCUGCUGAGAGAAAAGUGGAUGGAAUGCUGUGCGAUUGGACGAGAUUUGGUCCGUUUGCUACACGACGUGGCAGGUAUCCCCGAAAUUACCCAGUUAUGGGAUGAUAUAUUGAAUGCACCUCAAAAAAUGUCUUCGCAUUUUACGGGCAUCGAUAUGCUACUAAAGUCUGCCACCCCCAAAGAAUUUUUGCGAAGUCGCCUUACACCGGACAUGGAACAUAAACUUCUCUUUAUCCUCCAAAAUUUACGGAUCAAUGCGUAUCAACGCAAUCUUUCAUGGUUUAUCCAACGUUAUUUAUCAACGACAGAGUCUGAACCCUUUUUUGUCGAUGUUAUUCGUUAUAUCACUGCAGGUUGGUAUCCGAAUAACCAGAUAUUGCAAAGUAACAUUGUACCACGCUAUGUCAUUAUUGGCAGUAUGUUACGAGCUAUCAAGAGUCCUGUGGUUACCGCCAAUGUCAAAACAGCCCUAAUCUAUGAUUGGUUAUUCUUUACGGCUUUGGAUAAUCUGAUGUUUAUUGAACCUGCCAUGCUUUUAAUGGAACGAUCAGCUGAAAGAUACCCUCACAUCACGUCGAGCCUUGUUGAGUUUCUGAAAUUCUCAAUGGACGAAUAUUAUCCACCCAUGAGGGAAUACAUGAAGCGUUCUAUCGCCUGUGGCAUGCGUAUUAUGCUUGAGAAAGGCGUGAUCAGGAGUCUGACACCUGUUUAUAAAUGUCCAUCCGUCAACGACGAUACGCGCCUGAUCAUGAAAGAACUUUUCAGCGAUUUUCUCGAACCAGAUCAACUACCGAUACCUGGAACUUUACCUCGUAACGCUAGCACACCCCAGUCACUUCCGGCUUCAACAACAGUGGAAGUAGCAGAGCAGCCAACUGAGCAAAAACUCAGUGAUGCAGAAUUUGCAGAAAGCGAUGUCAUCGAUGGCUCGUCUAUACCACCACCAUCAGCACCGGGGACGGAUACUCGCGAACAUCUGGAAGAUGAGGACGUAGAUCGUUUUCUGUAUGGUGAUAUGGAAUCGUCAGAAGAGUCUGCACCGGUGGCAUCGGCUGACAAGGGAGAAACAACCGUGACGGACAUGGAAAUUACCCCGAAUGCGGCAAGCACAGAAAUUGCUCCGUUGCAUGAAGCUUCUGUGGAGGAUACUAUUGUGGAAGAAUCGGAACACGCGGAGCAGCAGGAAGCUUUGGCGGACAAGGCACCCGAGGUGGAAGAGGCAGUAAUGGCUGCCGAAGCAGCCAUGGAUUGGGAUGAAGAUCUUGAAGAACAUGGUGAAGAAGAAGAGGAGGUUACGCCAAGCUUACAGUCGAAUCAAUCUUAUUGGAUUUUUGGUGAUUCGCUGCAACGAUUUCAAUCGGCGUGUCUGGCUGUUAACAAGGGUCCAACCUCGGAAGACGAUGAGCAAUACGAGGUGCAACUCAUUAUCGCCAAACGUAGUCUGAAAGAGAUCCUGGCCGUCUAUCUUCGAAUGGCCAUUCCUGCUGAGACAUUAGCACCGAGUCUUGGUCCUCACAUCCGUAAUAUUGCGUCGCGAUUAUUACUGGAACAUUCGCAUGUGAAUGUAGAGAAGCACGAGUCAGUGGAUGGAAUUAUCAUGGAUAAAACCAAAGAUCCCUUUGACGUAAUCAUGGGGACGUUUUGGGAAAUCCAAGAGAACGAGCCCGUUGUUCAGAAAUUGAUUCGAUUUAUCGGCUGCAUCACCCAUAAAUACAGCAAAAGCCGGCGGCAUCUCAUAGGAAUGCGUUGGUGGUCCUAUAUCAUCAGUCGCUUAAGCUCCGAAUCCAAUGACAUGGAGAAACAACUGAUGGAUCGUCUAUCUCUUAUUGCCCGAUGUUACCAAGCUAUUGUGAUGUAUGGAUACCCUGAAAAUGCGGAUGGCAAAGACAGAAACAUGGGCGACGAUGAAUUUUUAAAGCAGUAUGUUGCAGGCGAUUUACAGUUGCUUGCGGAACUAAACAUUCAAGCAUUCUACAAGGGGUUGUCGCUGAUCAGCCAAUACCUACCAGACAGCAUCACUGAUAAUGCUCAAUUAACUCAACUUACAGAAAGUCUGAAUUUGCCCCCAACACUCGUUUUGUAA